AUGCCACUAUCCACUACUGUCACCCAACCCUCAUUCGACACCGAUCCACGAUCCAUUCGCUUGGCAGCAUAUGCGGCCCAUGCCGUGCAGGACAUUACGAGCCGGUGGCUGUCUGCAAUAGGUGCAGGUGUAGUUAGGCGGUAUGCAAAGGGACUUCCCCAAUCUUUCCCCGCACUUGGGCUUGGGCUUGCACUCCGAUUGCAGCAUUCUGUUCUUCCGAUGAGUGGUAGGCAGGUUGAACGAGGGCUUUUGAGACGGAAAGACAUGGAGGUGGACAAGGACAUGGGGCACAAUCUGUUGAGAUUCCAGGAGCCGGAAAUUAGGGGUGGGAAAUAUAGCGAUAUAGACGUCUCAGAGCAGGCAGGGCAAGGGGCUGAAGGAGGGUAUCGGAGCAAGUGCAUUCAGACUUCUUCAGCCUACGAACUCAGAUCCAUAUAUCAUUACUUACUCGCCGUCAACGUAAGCACCUACGUCAAUACCAUCAACAUGAAGCUUUCCAUCCUCGCUAUCUUUGCUGCUGGCGCCCUCGCCGCCCCCAUCAUCGAGGAACGCCAGAUGUCAGGUAUGCCUAGUGGUAAGCUCCCCCCCUCCCCUCCUCCUCCCCCUCUUCUCACACCGCUAACACUCCACCCAGGCUUCCCCAUGCCCACUGGCGGCUUCCCAUCCGGUGGCUUCACUGGCUUCCCAUCCGGCUUCACCGGCUUCCCCAAGCCCACGGGUCCUGCACCUACCGGUCCCCGUCCCACGCACUCCCGCGGCCCAAGGCCCUCGGGCUUCCCGUCUGGUCUGCCAUCAGGCUUUACCGGAUUCCCAAUGCCGACAGGUGGGUUUCCUGGCAUGAGCAUGCCACCCGCGCCGGGAAAGGAGGGAAGUGGUUUGUGCUGUGUAUAUCUUGGACUAGUUGGAAUUGAGCGGCCUUGCUUGUACUUAUGGGAUUCAAGCUCGCUCUUUUGGUGUUGUGGAUUUUAUCUGAUGUUGAUCUAG
Molecule: messenger RNA, 984 nt
Organism: Lindgomyces ingoldianus
Lineage: Eukaryota; Fungi; Ascomycota; Dothideomycetes; Pleosporales; Lindgomycetaceae
Exons: 8
Coding region: 1-984 (327 amino acids)
Source: RefSeq, a predicted model, not a curated record